AUGCACUUCUUGCAGCACAGAUUUCCAUAUUCUAUUGUAGCGUUUGAUGAGAUUGUAGAGGUAGAGAAUUAUAUUGAAGAGAUGUUGAAGGUCAUCGUGCCCGACAUGUUUAUUUUCGCCCGUCUGGCUGGUGAAAAUGGAGACUUUGAUUCGAGAUUUUGUUUUUGUCCAGAGUUCGCCGUGCGCGUCAACAGGAUGGAGACCUGAUGGCGGGGCUUUGCAAGCCUUGUAGCGGCGCUCGGAAGGGGCGUGGCGGGCAUGGUGCCGAAGGUGCGGAGGCCACUAUUAUGAAAGAGGGCGCCAU
Messenger RNA from Amoebophrya sp. A120, 304 nucleotides. Lineage: Eukaryota; Dinophyceae; Syndiniales; Amoebophryaceae. The record is from the annotation of a GenBank genome assembly.